AUGGCGACAGAGCUGCUUCAGUUGAUUGAUGCCGAAAUUCCAGAAGGCCGCCAGAGUCUUCAGGACAGUCAUGCCAAUCUGGAAAAAGUGGCACAGUAUUGCGAAAGCAAUUAUCUGCAGGCUGCCGACAAGAGAAAGGCUUUUGAGGAAACAAAAAACUAUGCAAACCAUUCCUUGGCCAGUGUGGCAUAUCAGAUCAAUAACCUGGCUACAAACUUCCUGAAGCUCUUGGACUUACAACAGAAUCAGCUGGCUGACAUGGAGUCAAGUGUCAAUCAUCUCAACCAGAUUGUCAUGAUACAUAAGGAAAAGGUUGCGCGUAGAGAGAUAGGAGUGCUAACAACAAACAAGACAACAAGCCGUCCUCCAGGUGUCAGGAACGGCAUCAUCUUUCCUGAGCAGCAGGAAAGACCUGUCAAAUACCUAAGGAAACCCAUUGACUAUGGAACGCUGGAUGAGAUUGGUCAUGGAGUUAGGAGCCAUGGAGCUGCCCCACGGACCAGCCGGGCAUCAUCCGUGAGUAGUACAGGUUCAGGACAGGCACCCACCACACGUCCCCCAACCCCACCACAACAGGGUGGUCGGGGAGUGGGCACCAUGCGUCAGUCAGGGCACUACCGCACCCCUGCCCCGCAUGUCACUCCACCUGCAGUGCCUGGUCACUACGGGCCUGGUAGCUACACUAUGGCCUCUGGGGCUCCUACAAGGCGUGAGGGAGGCUAUGCGUCCACCAACACGGUAAUGGGACAGGUUCACAUGCCCCCAGUGGGUAUGGCACGGCCCAUGUCACAGAACCCAGGACAGGCCCCAGGUAUGCCCUCACCAAGUGUGCUCAAUCAGAUGCUGGGCUACAAUACUAACGGUAUGCAGGCACUUUCACAAGGACACGUGGACGUGGACACUCUGCCUCCACCCCCUCCAGAGCUGGGUAAGGAGCCGUAUCCCCACCCCGACAUCGACGAUGAUCAGCCUGCCGCUGAUCGCUCACGCGAUACAGACACUGAUCCAGGUCUCGAUCUUGACUUCUGUAGUGACAUUACAGAUAGUGAUCAUGAUCAGUUAGAUUAUCUGGAAGCCUCCCCACCAUUGCCCCCACCCCCAGUUCAGCAGCAGGCAAGGAUCUACAACUACAAUAACUACCCUCAGGCCCCUCCCCCUGGCAUGCCUAGGGAUGAAGGUCCUGUGAUUCCCAAAGAUGACGACCCCUAUGCGGCUACAGGCCCAGACCUUACAUGCGCUGAGCCCAAGUGGGUACCAAGUACAUACCUGGAAAAAGUGGUCGCUAUUUAUGACUAUCAGGCAGAUAAAGAGGAUGAGCUUACAUUUCAAGAAAACUCUGUUAUUUAUGUGAUCAAAAAGAAUGAGGAUGACUGGUGGGAAGGCAUGAUGGAUGGAGUGACUGGCUUGUUCCCAGGCAACUACGUGGAACCUUGUAUGUAAAGUGACAACAGUGCUCACAAGAGCUUUGAGGUCAACAGAGGGACCAACAAAACACCAGUGCAACCUGAGCACCUCAUACAUACAUUUUACUUGCCCUUUUGAGGAAGUUUGGUGUCCCACUAUCCUUAUUAUGAAUAGAUAGAGCAAGAAUGCCAUUCAGCUAAUAAAGUUUUUAUCGGUGUUCCAUUUGUUAAGACCCAAUUUCACCCAAGGGCUGUCUCAUUGAAAGGAGCAGAGUGCCCAAUACACUUUGCUCUUCUCACAGGACUCCAUCUGUACAUAACCUCAAAACAUUUUACAGUGAAAAAAGCAAUCUCAUCACAUCCCAGUCUAUAUUUGCUGAUUAUAACCUACCUACAUGUUACCAUUGUUAAUGUUAUAUGCUUCAGUGGGUUGGGAUACAUGACACCCAUAAUACAACAUAAAGUAAUUGGCUAAACAGUUGAAUAUAUUUAUUUAUUGAUUGAUGGAUGUUUAAGAUGUUACUCAAGAUUUUUUGAUUUUAGUAUAGAACAGCAGUGAUGCUUCCCGUAGUGUGUUAUGACUUAUUACUUACUAUCAUAAUAAGCUAGUUCAUGAACAAAUCUUGUACAGUUUUAGUGGCACAGGCUCUUGUACAUGUAAUGCAAGCACAUACAUAGAUAUGUACAAGCGUAAGCCUUUACCUUGAGUUAUCAGAUGCAAAAGUCUGCUAACACGUCAUGUAAUUGUGUAAGACAAAUAUUAAGGACAGUUUGUACUACCGGUUUUAUGAGGUAAGUAUAACACCCUCACGUUUCAGUUAGCCUCUUGUGUGAUUUUUUUAUCCUGAUAUGAAGCGUUUGAUAAAGCUUUGUGUAGUUUCCCUAAGUUAAUUCUCAGCAUUCAGUGUACAUUUUUAACAAUUUUCAUGAUCUGAGCUUUAUUUCAUAUGUGUAACUGGAGAAAACCCAUUUUGGUCCAUUUAUCAUAACGUGCUUUAAGUAACAGCAACCAGAAGCUGUUCACUGCUCUGAUUUGGUUGCUCUUCGUUAGACACCAGUGUAUUAAGCAUGGUAUGAACCUUCCUGUGAGUUGUGCUGAAAACAAGUAUGGGCAGUCUCAUAUGAUGAACUUGUAAAUAUUGUGAUUCAUGCAUAGUUACUUCCUGGAGUUAGUGAGAAACAACUAACUGGUGCCUGAUGGUUAAAACAGGAACAAGCAAUCAUGGUUUGUGAUUCCAAGUCGUGUAGGUUUAAGUCUAUGCUGGAUUUACAGGCUUAAACUUUAUGUUAUUUUCAGGGUUAUUGUCAGUAACAAGAUUUAUUUGACAAACUCUAGAAGUGAUGAAGACUUUAUUAAGUCAUGUCAUCAAAUGACUUUAUAAGCUUUGGGAUUUUUAGGCAUGAUCAAUUAAGCAUGUUUGUUUAUGUGUUUAUUCUUAUUAUAUAAUCAUAUGUUUAAAGAAGAAACUUGUACAUAUUGUAAAUGUACUCAAACAUUUGUGAGGUAUAAUUGUCCUGCAUCUAGAUGGAAAAAUAACCUGCAUAAGUAAUAAAAUCCCUGUUCAC
This is a messenger RNA of Liolophura sinensis, 2969 nucleotides long. Its product is annotated as abl interactor 2-like. The transcript has 7 exons. Gene Ontology annotation, biological process: neuron migration. Gene Ontology annotation, cellular component: SCAR complex; actin-based cell projection; lamellipodium. Bases 1 to 1440 code for a protein of 479 amino acids. Lineage: Eukaryota; Metazoa; Mollusca; Polyplacophora; Chitonida; Chitonidae. Gene Ontology annotation, molecular function: SH3 domain binding; signaling adaptor activity. The record is from RefSeq and is a predicted model, not a curated record.